Molecule: messenger RNA, 339 nt
Organism: Apiotrichum porosum
Lineage: Eukaryota; Fungi; Basidiomycota; Tremellomycetes; Trichosporonales; Trichosporonaceae
Exons: 2
Coding region: 1-339 (112 amino acids)
Source: RefSeq, a predicted model, not a curated record
AUGCCUCGUCGCAUCUCUUGCAAGAAACCUCUCUUCCCUCCCCGCGGUGGCAUCCCCGACACCUUUGGGCUCAUCGGCAAUGCCGAGCGCGUCAGCAGCGUCUGCCGCACGGAGGGAGGGGUGAUCGUCCCCAUUGACCGUUUCCCGUGGAUCGCAAUCUUGGACCAGGCGCCGGGCGACUAUCUCGGCAACGUGCACGACCUCCCUCGUUUGCGCCACGCCGCCGACAACAACACCAAGCUUGUUAGCAUCGUCUGGCUACAGAAAUGCGUCACCAAGCGCCAGUUGGUCCCCCUUAAGCGCUUCCUCAUCAAGCUCCCGCCCUGGCCUGGAUCGUGA